CUGGCUAGUAAUGGUUUGACGAGGCGUGUGUUUAACGUGGUUACGUUUUGUGGCAAUAUCGGCAUUUAUUUCGCUAUAGUCUGUACCAUUACCUUUGAAUGAUCUCUUCUGAUCCACCUAUUAACAUAAUUCAUUCAGCUCGACGUGACUAUGUGCUAGAGCAAGAAUACGUCGUCAGAUGCGCGCCAAUAUAUCAUCGCAAUUCGGCUUCAACUCAGACCCAUUCAUUAAUUUUUGCGGGUAUUAUACAUACGUGAGAUAGAAACGGAAACAAACAAGGUAAUCUCAAAGUGAAGGUAGCCGUUUUCCAUCGAUCAUCAUCGACCGGUAUAUCACAUAUCGUCUUGUGACUUUAAACCGAAAGUCAAAAUGGCAGCUACAACAACUCUAAACCUUCUGAAAUGUGGACAACUGAAAUUAUUCCCUGCUGCUCCGCAUAUUAUAAAACAUAGCCAUAAUAAUAUCACAAGGACUGUCUCAAACUGUAGAUCGCUCUAUAGUUGUUCCAGGCGGAACUCGUACCCGCUUCCAUUGUACCCACCACACGUGAGGUCAUUUGCAUCUAGUUCCGUACUCUGGCAGGAUGCCGCAUCAUACAGGUCGGAGCUGUCAAAAUGCAAGAAGAUUGUAAUCAAGCUAGGAAGUGCUGUACUUACUCGCGGCGAUGAAUGUGGUCUUGCUCUUGGAAGAUUGGCAUCCAUCAUUGAACAGGUAGCAGAGUUGCAGAAUGCAGGCUAUGAAAUGAUGGUCGUAACAAGUGGAGCUGUUGCCUUUGGUAAGCUGCGAUUACGACAGGAAGUGUUGUUAUCGCAAAGUAUGCGAGAAACACUGUCAAACCGAGCAGACAAUAAGGGGCAGAUUAUGUUGGAACCGAGGGCGUGUGCUGCAGCCGGUCAGAGUGGUUUGAUGGCGCUGUAUGAAGCGAUGUUUUCACAAUAUGGUGUAACUACAGCACAGGUUUUAGUAACAAAACCUGAUUUCUAUCAUGAUUACACCAGAAACAAUUUACGAGGAACCAUAAAUGAGUUGGUACAGAUGAAUAUUAUACCGAUUAUAAAUGCCAAUGAUGUGGUGGCUCCACCACCUGAAAAAGAUAAGGACCUUCAAGGGGUGAUAAGUAUUAAGGACAAUGACAGCUUGGCUGCCAGGGUGGCUGUUGAGAUGGGAGCACAUCUACUCAUAAUGCUGUCUGAUGUCAAUGGUAUCUAUACAGGUCCACCAGGUGCUGAAGGGUCACUAUUAUUGCACACAUUUUAUCCUGGUGAUUCCACCAAUAUUGUGUAUGGUGCUAAAUCCAGAGUUGGUCUGGGAGGCAUGGAAUCAAAGUUAAAAACAGUUUUGUGGGCUUUGGAUAGAGGGACGUCCGUUGUCAUAGCCAAUGGUAUGACAUUGGAUAGUACUAUAUUGAAAACAGUGCAGGGUAGAAAGAUUGGCACAUUCUUCACUGGCGCCAAACCGACUGGUAUUCCCAUUGAAGUGCAAGCUAUGAAUGCGCGAGAUGGCGGCAGAGAUUUACUGGCUUUAACGGCAGACCAGAGAGCUGACAUUAUUAAUAGACUGGCUGAAUUGUUGAUUGAAAGACAAGACAAAAUUUUAUCUGAAAAUAAAAAGGACUUGGAACUAUCUAGAAGACAAGGAGACUUAACACCUCCCAUGCUUGCCCGACUUUCUCUGAGUCCAACAAAACUACGAAGUCUAUCUGACGGUCUACGACAGAUUGCGGCCAGCUCUCACAACAAUGUGGGUAGAAUUGUAAAAAAAACGAAAAUAGCAGAUGGAAUGGAACUAACCCAAGAAACUGUACCUAUCGGUGUUCUACUGGUUAUCUUUGAAUCUCGCCCAGAUGCUCUUCCCCAGGUUGCUGCCCUAGCUAUAAGCAGUGCUAAUGGUUUACUCUUGAAAGGUGGUAAAGAAGCAGCCAAUAGUAAUGCAUAUCUGCAUAGUCUAGUGCAAGAAGCUCUGUCGAUACAUGCACCUAAAGAUGCUGUGCAAUUGGUUGAAACACGAGAAGAAGUUAACGAUCUACUGGAAUUGGAUGAUUUAAUUGAUUUAGUUAUCCCACGAGGUUCUAACGAGUUGGUACGCAAGAUACAGAACGAGAGCAAAGGUAUCCCUGUCCUUGGACACAGUGAAGGUAUAUGCCAUGUCUUCAUAGAUAAAGCCGCUGACCCUCAAAUGGCAAUCAAGUUAGUGAGAGAUUCCAAGUGUGACUACCCAGCAGCUUGUAACGCCAUGGAAACCCUUCUAAUUCACCAAGAUCAUAGGCACACAAAAUUAUUUGAAGAUAUCCUAGACAUGCUGAAGGCGGAACAUGUGAAAUUUCAUCCUGGUCCUCGACUAGCCAAAUCAUUAAAGUUUGGACCAUCAGAAGCGCAGUCGAUGCAUGUGGAGUACAGUGGCCUGGAAUGUGCAGUAGAAGUUGUAGAUGACGUUGACGAAGCUAUUCAUCAUAUCAAUAAACAUGGCAGCUCACAUACUGACAGUAUAGUCACAGAAGACCAGGAAACUGCAGAGCGGUUCUUGCAUGGGGUUGACAGCGCAUGUGUGUUCCAUAAUUCCAGCACCAGAUUUGCAGAUGGAUAUAGAUUUGGCUUAGGCGCUGAAGUUGGAAUAAGUACAUCUCGUAUUCAUGCACGAGGACCUGUCGGAGUGGAGGGCUUACUAACAACAAAAUGGAUUUUACGAGGUGCUGGGGAUGGAGUGCAGGAUUUUGCAGAAGGUGGACUCAAGAAAUUUAUUCAUGAAGAAUUAUAUUAAAAAAAGAAAUAUUUUAAACAAACUAAUUACUAUAUAAAAUUAACAAAUUAACCACUGCCCAAAUUUGUGCAUGUAUUAUCAUUUUUUUUUCUCAUAUAUUUUUGUCCCCAAAUUACAAAAAUGCUGAAUCGUCAAUAGCUUUGCAUAUACGUCAUUCAUUAUUUUAUUUUUAACCCAUUGUCAAUGUUUGGCACCGUGCUACACAAGGAUUUUGUAUAGUUGUCUUCUUCCCCCAUGAAAUGUUGAUAAAAAAAGCAAUAUCUGGAACUGUUUGUAUCGUCCAACAUAAUGAUGAAAUUUAGUGACAGUUUCACAAACUGUUAAAAUAUUGUCAAUGAAUUCUGGUGGAAAAAUAUCAGUCAUUCAAAGGGUUGAGUAUCGCUAGUCAAAUCAAUGCUAUUAUUAC
Molecule: messenger RNA, 3163 nt
Organism: Saccoglossus kowalevskii
Lineage: Eukaryota; Metazoa; Hemichordata; Enteropneusta; Harrimaniidae
Product: delta-1-pyrroline-5-carboxylate synthase
Cellular component (GO): mitochondrion
Molecular function (GO): glutamate 5-kinase activity; glutamate-5-semialdehyde dehydrogenase (NADP+) activity; ATP binding
Source: RefSeq, a predicted model, not a curated record